Messenger RNA from Cadophora gregata, 2065 nucleotides. RefSeq lists its product as uncharacterized. Gene Ontology annotation, molecular function: phosphoprotein phosphatase activity. The coding region runs from base 492 to 1514 and encodes 340 amino acids. Lineage: Eukaryota; Fungi; Ascomycota; Leotiomycetes; Helotiales; Ploettnerulaceae. The transcript has 4 exons. Gene Ontology annotation, biological process: dephosphorylation. The record is from RefSeq and is a predicted model, not a curated record.
CGGCCCCAGCCCGAUCCAGCAUUGCCGAAUGAACAUCACAAUCAUCCGCAGCACUGCCACUGCCACUUGGGAUAUCAGGUUCAGGUACGAGUACGUUGUGAUUGAGUUACGGAAUAGGGAAGUCGUAAUAGUUGCCACUUGUAUGAAAUAUAUCUUCAUUAUUGUGAAUCUCUACCUGCGGAUAACAUAAAAGAUGGAAUACGCGUUCCACCCGUUCGUCUUCUCCACAUCCGUACGCUGCGUACAUCCAUGAUCUGCGCCAGGAUCAGGGGCCCUUUCGCUGCAUCUUCCCUGUUUCGUCUCAUUUCGCCGACGACCUCGCUCGAUGCAUCUGUGAAGCUUCCCGAGCUUCCCCAGCUCGUCCACAUCGGGGCUGCGGAGCAGCGGAGGACCCUUUGAACUCACUUUGGGCGAACAUCCUUGCAUUGCCGACAAAUCUUGAUUUCUGUAGUGUACGAAUACCUGUCGCUUGCCUCGUCCCAUAACCAGCCAUGGCAGAUACAAAGACACAUGCCAAGAGUGUGCAACGACGAAAGAUGAGCAAGCCUUUUGACAAUAUACUCAACUUCAGAGAUGUGGGCAAGACGGUCAAUGAAUUUAUGGGAGAGAAGCUUGUUGCGGAGGGCAAGAUCUUUCGAUCAGCCAGACCAGAUGAUGCCACUCUCCUAGACCGGAAGCGCCUCAAAGACGAAUAUGGCAUCAAAACAAUCAUGGAUCUCCGUACAUUAACCGAACAUGCAAAUCAAGCCAAGAAGCGUGAAGGCGAUGUCAAGGUUCCAGCUCUUCUGCAAUCCAACUCCGCCCUUGCAGAACCAGUCAAGAUACCGGGUAUGAAAUACUUGGAGAUAAACGUCAAUGGAAAGGGGUUUGAGUGUCACUUGUUGUGGCGGUUGAAAUUCUGGAGCUUCCUGUACGUUCUAUUCCUCUUCUUCAUGGCCUUCCGUCUACUCCUCUUUCCUCACUACAAUACUAUUCUAUAUCCAAAACAUCUACCAACACUAACGCUCAAACCCAGCAAACUCGUAACCCUAAUGCUCUUCGGCUACCGCAUGGAAGCAAUCUCCAUCCUCGGCCGCGAAGUCAUGCUCCCACGCGGUCUAAUCGGUCUCGGCUACGACAGUCUCGACGCCUGCGGCCCCGAAAUCGCCGAAUGUCUCCAAGCCUUCACCGACCCUUCCCAACCACCCAUCCUAAUCCACUGCACCCAAGGCAAAGACCGCACCGGUCUCAUCGUCGCACUACUCCUCCUCAUCCUCGGAGUUCCUCUGGAGGCUAUUGCCCACGACUACGUGAUGAGUGAGCAGGAGCUGGAGUGCGAGAAGGAGAGUAGGAUGGUGGAGAUCAGGAGUAUUGGGUUGAGUGAGCAUUUUGCUACGUGUCCGCCUGACUGGAUUGAGUGCAUGGAUGGUCAUUUGCGAGAGAAGUAUGGAGGGCUGGGGAGAUAUUUGAGGAGAAUUGGGGUAAGCGAUGAGGAAGAAGAGGAGUUGAUUAGGGUUUUGGGGGUGGUUGUUUGAGAGUGAGGAGGGGAGAUGGAGACCAAGUCUAGGAUGCCAUAUAUCAACCUAGCACGGAGUUGGUCAGCAUCCGAAUACAGCAGUCGGGUGGAGGCAUGUCUCUAGAAUCAAUAAAUAUAGAAAUGUACGAUAUGCAACAAAGCCCUCGAAUCCGAUUCGAUCUCUCCAUUUCCAGAAUCCAAAAAUAAAUGUCUUUAAAAUCAAUAGUUCACAAAAAUGUGCGAAAUGCAACAAAACUCUCUCACCGUCGUUAAGAGCGAGAAACAAAAUACGAUACCUCAGACAUUUCCAAAACAUAUUCCUGUCUUGGAAUGAUGGAAAGAAUUGGCAGGAAUGACGGCUCGGGUACGAUGUGCAACAAGACUAUGCUCUCAAAUAAUAGAUGGAUAUUGUAGACAUGUCUGAGAUUAUGUCUUUGCGGGGAAUGCUGCUUGAAUGCGCUAGGGGAUUCUGGAAGUCGAGCUGAAUAGACGCCGGCGUGAAAGGCAAUAUCCACCAGUUCAAUUUACAGAUCACAGGCCAGGAUGAAGAAAGUAGAAAGUUCAGUGUGU